CCCGUACGAUCGCGAGUUGAACAGCAGACGAUACCAAGGACACUCAUUGAUUAAUCAUGGUCGCACACGCCUCUGCCAAGUCCGGCUCCAAGGAGUCCGGUGCCGCCCGUACCAUCGGUGCCGCCUCCGCCGGUAUCCUCGAGCUCGCCAUGUUCCACCCUGUCGACACCAUCGCGAAGCGUCUCAUGUCCAACCAGACCAGAGUCACGACCGCCGCUCAAUUUAACGACGUCAUCUUUAAGCAAAAGGCUCAAGCUUCUGCUGGUCAGAAGUUCGUGUCCCUCUUCCCCGGUCUCGGCUACGCGGCUGGUUACAAGAUUUUGCAGCGUAUCUACAAGUAUGGUGGACAGCCCGUGGCUAAGGACUACCUCGCCAAGCACCACGGUGACGAUUUCGACCGUCUGUUCGGACGUGGAAUGGGUAAGCCGAUCAUGUACGCUACCGCCGGUUCCUUGAUCGGCAUCGGAGAGAUCGUUCUCCUCCCCCUUGACGUCCUCAAGAUCAAGCGCCAAACCAACCCUGAGGCUUUCCGCGGUCGCGGUCUCUUCAAGAUCAUCGCCGAUGAGGGAUUCGGCCUGUACCGCGGCUGGGGAUGGACCGCCGCUCGUAACGCCCCCGGAUCUUUCGCCCUUUUCGGUGGUUCCGCAUUCGCAAAGGAAUACAUGUUCGCCCUCAAGGAUUACAACGAUGCCACCUGGUUCCAGAACUUUAUCGCCUCCAUUGCCGGUGCGUCUGCGUCGCUUACCGUCUCUGCGCCAUUGGAUGUCAUCAAGACUAGGAUUCAGAACCAGAAUUUCGAGGCGAAGGGUCGUGGUGUUGAAAUUAUGAAGAAUUUGAUUAAGAAUGAGGGUGCGGGUGCGCUCUUUAAGGGAUUGGUCCCGAAGUUGUUGACGGCUGGACCGAAGUUGGUGUUCUCUUACACCAUCGCCCAGACCUUGAUCCCCAUGAUCGAUACCGCCUUCGGUGGUGCCGCGAAGAACUAGACAAUCUUUUGAUAUAUACCCCUUGUCUGGUUUUCUUCUCCACUCUUCACU
Molecule: messenger RNA, 1034 nt
Organism: Saitoella complicata NRRL Y-17804
Lineage: Eukaryota; Fungi; Ascomycota; Saitoellomycetes; Saitoellales; Saitoellaceae
Product: mitochondrial carrier
Exons: 3
Coding region: 57-983 (308 amino acids)
Cellular component (GO): mitochondrion
Molecular function (GO): guanine nucleotide transmembrane transporter activity
Source: RefSeq, a predicted model, not a curated record